AUGGCGUUGAGCACCAAAAGAGCCUCUUCAACGUCUGUUCCUAGAGCUAUUCAAUGGAAAUAUGAUGUCUUUUUGAGUUUUAGUGGUGAAGACACCCGCAAGCGUUUUACAGCCCAUUUAUAUGAGGAACUGAAAUAUCUAGGAAUUAGAACUUUCUUGGAUAACCCUGAACUUGAAAUAGGAAAACCGAUGCCUGCAGAACUAUCCUCAGCAAUUACAGAAUCAAGGUUAGCCAUCAUUGUGAUCUCUCCAAAUUAUGCUUCUUCAACAUGGUGCCUUGAUGAACUCCUACAAAUUCUUCAAUGCAUGGAAGCGAGAGACACAGUUCUGCCAAUUUUCUAUGAUUUGGAACCUUCUGAUGUUCGAAAACAAACGGGGAGCUUGGCGAAAGCCUUCAGUGACCAUGAAAAAAGGUUUGACACAAAUAAGCUGAAAGACUGGAAAGCGGCUUUAACAAAAGUCGCUAAUCUUACAGGGUGGACUGCAAAGGAUAAGGAUGAACCAGGACUCAUCAAAGAAAUUGUUCAAAAGGUACAAACCAAAGUACCUCCUGUAUUCUGGGAAUCAAAAAAGCUGGUUGGGAUUGAGCCAAGGUUGGAGCAACUAUAUUCGCUUUUAGAUAUCGACUCUGAUGAUGUUCACUUCAUAGGGCUUUGCGGAAUGGAUGGGAUUGGUAAGACAACCAUUGCUAAGAUAGCUCGCAAAACUCUUGGAGAUAAAUUUGAUGUGAGCAGAUUUUUCAGCGUUAAGAUGGUCUCUGAAAAACAUGGCCUUGUCAAUUUACAAAGAAGACUUUGCAAAAGCCUUAUGAAGAAAAAAUCAGAAUACUGGGACAACAUUGAUGAGGAAGCCACCAUGAUAAACUUCUUAUUUCAAAAAAAGGUUCUUCUCAUUCUUGAUGACGUGGAUGACAUCAGUCAAUUAGAGAACUUGUGUGGAAACAGAGAUUGGUUUGGUCCGGGGAGCAGAAUCAUUAUUACAACUGCAAAUGAAAAAUUGCUAAUUACACAUGGUGUGAAAAUAUUUAAGGUGCCGGAGUUAGAUGCAAAUGAAGCUAUUCAACUUUUUAGCUUGAAGGCCUUCAAAAGAGAUUAUCCAGACAAAAAAUUUACAGCUUUAUCUCGAUGUUUUGUGGAUUAUGCCAAUGGCCUUCCGCUAGCUCUUGAAGUCUUGGGAUCAUAUUUGCAUACAAGAGAUCUGCAUGAAUGGACAAGUGAAUGGAUAAAACUGAAAGAUACCUGUUCGUUAAACAAUGACAGUAGCAGAAAGAUUAUGGAGGUUCUUGUCGAGAAGUCUCUGAUAACAAUUUCUGAUAACAUGGUGUUGAUGCAUGAUUUGUUUCAAGUACUGGGUCAGGCAAUUGUAGUUCAACAAUCUAAAGAACCUGGUGGGCGUAGUAGGUUGUGGCGUUCUAGGGACAUCUAUCCUGUUUUGAGGGAUAAUACGGGGACAAAAUCAGUUGAAGGAAUUGUCCUACCCUUUCCUGAAUCAGAAGAGGCAAAAUGCAAUCCUGAAGCAUUUUCCCAGAUGUCUGAUCUUAGAAUUCUCAAAAUUCAUAAUGUUCACCUUCCCGGAGGACUCAAAUAUCUUCCUGAUUCCUUGAGAUUUCUUGAAUGGAGAGGUUAUCCUGAAAAGGAUCUUCCACCAGAUUUUGAAGCCCAUGAGCUUGUUGAACUCAGCAUGUGCCAUAGUAGCAUUAAACAACUUUGGAUUGGUGUAAAGACUUUUGGCAAGUUGAAAGUCAUCGACCUUAGUCAUUCACUAAAUUUGACAAGAACUCCAAAUUGCAUUGGGGUCCAAAAUCUUGGAAGAUUAGAUCUUGAGGGAUGUAAAAGUCUAGUUGAGAUUCACCCAUCCGUUGGAGCUCUCAAAAAGCUUACUUCCUUAAAUGUUAAAAACUGCACAAGUCUACGGAUUCUUCCAGCAAAGAUUGAAAUGGAACUUCUUGAGGCUUUUAUUCUUUCUGGCUGCUCAAGUCUUAAAAGGAUUUCGGAAUUUGUGAGCCCUAUGGAGAAUUUAAGGGAGAUUUUUUUAGACAGAACUGCUAUUGAAAGUAUACCAUCUUCAAUUGAAUGUUUGACUAGCCUUUCUUCUUUCGACAUGAGAGGUUGCAAAUAUCUAAAUUGUCUUCCAAGUACCAUUGGCAAUUUGAAGUCUCUUAAAAGUUUAAAUGUAUCUAGUUGCCCAAAACUUGCCAAACUGCCAGAAAGCUUUGGGGAACUAGAGUCUUUGGAGGAGAUUGAUAUAAGUGAAACUUCUAUAAAGGAAUGGCCGUCUUCCAGUUUCGUUUUGAAGAACCUUAAAUCAUUAACUUUUCGUGGACGUAAAUCAGGACAACGAUGGUUUAUGUCUCUCCGGUUUCUGUCAUGGCCAAUGAAGAGAUGCCAGCCUAUGAGUUCGUUCGUGCCUCCCCUAUCAGGGCUCUGUUCUCUAAUGCACUUAGAUCUAAGUGAUCGAAAUCUUUUGGAAGGAGAAAUGCCCAUGGAUAUUGACUGCUUAACGUCUUUAGUAUCAUUGAACUUAAGUGGAAAUCAUUUUAUUAUCCUUCCUGAACGCAUUAGCAGACUUUCUAAACUUGAGAUUUUGUACUUAAGUGGUUGCAAGAAGCUGCAGCACCUUCCAGUCCUUGCCUCAGAUAUAAGCUUAGAAGUAAUGGCAGAUGGCUGUACUUCACUGAAAAUGCUGCAAUGCCCUUCAAAUUUGGACAGAUUGAAGUGGUCCUGUUUUAAUUUCAUCAAUUGCAUUGGAUUGAUUGACCAAGAAAGCUGCAAUGAUAUAGCAUUUGUGAUGCUCAAAAUGUACCUCAAGAGAGUUCCUUAUCCAGAAGAUAGAUACGAAAUUAUAAUUCCUGGAAGAAACAUUCCUUGGUGGUUCAGCUAUAAAAACUUGGGGAGUUCAGUAAGUGUAAAGCAACGUCCGCAGUGCAGUAAAAAUAAGUGGAUGGGAUAUGCUGUAUGCGCUGUUUUUGAGGUUUCAAGCAGCGGAUGGAACGUCACUUGUGACUUGAAAGUCAAUGGAAAAGAAAAGUACCCUGCGCCUUUAAUAGCAACCAAUGUCCAACCUGUAGGGGAACAUCUAUGGCUGUUCUAUGUGUCUCGUGAUAUCAGCUUCGACAGAGAGUGGCAAAACAGUUGCAAUCAGUUAACAUUUUCAUUCACAAAUUCAAGCUGCUGCUUUGUAAAGAAGUGUGGUGUCCGUUUGGUAUAUCAGAAAGAUGUGGAAGAUUUCGACAAUGUAACAACUCAAUCCAGCAUUGACAUUUCUCCAUAUGAGGCUAUGGAUGACAAAUCUGCAUCUGUGCACGGUGCCACUAUCAAGCGAAGUUAUAGUAGGGAAGGAUCUAGUGAAAGAGGGGAUGUGGAAUCUGAUGAAAAUUAUCAGUUUUUGGAGCAGCUUGAUACGCUGUCUGAAGGGGACAUUGCAAUAUUGUUGACAGGAUAA
Molecule: messenger RNA, 3441 nt
Organism: Prunus dulcis (almond)
Lineage: Eukaryota; Viridiplantae; Streptophyta; Magnoliopsida; Rosales; Rosaceae
Product: TMV resistance protein N-like
Exons: 7
Coding region: 1-3441 (1146 amino acids)
Biological process (GO): defense response; signal transduction
Molecular function (GO): ADP binding
Source: RefSeq, a predicted model, not a curated record